AUGCCUACCAGGUCCCAACCUCAUAAGCCGAAUAAUGCCCGCCACGCGCGUACGACCUCUUGGUCGACUGGAUAUAACCAUUUAACCCAGGGCCCCGGUGAACCCUCCGAUUCACAACCUCCCCGACGCCGCCGUGAAUCCAACAUCUCCCUCGCCAGCGUCGACGAGGGUAUUGCCGUUAAUUCCACCACCGACCCCUCCGAUGACCCCGACAUGAUCCGCAAUACUUCAAUGGAUCUGGACGUUCGCAAAACGUCGCACCAUGUGCGCUCCCGCUCUCAGAGCCAUGCGCAAGCCCUGCUCAUGCAGGAGACCGAAAUACCCGCCCAACCGCCUGUCCUCGCUCGUCCUCCCCCAGUAACAUGGAUGUCACUGCCUCGAAAGGGCCAAUUGGCUUUACUCGGUCUCUGCCGUGUCUUCGACUUUCUUCAGAUCGCCUCAUUACAGGCUUAUAUGUUCUACCAGUUAAAGUCCUUCGAUGAGAACCUCUCCGACUCUGAUGUUGCGACGCAGGCCGGUAUUCUACAGGGUGCUUUUACCGCUGCCCAGUUCGCUACGGCUAUCCCUUGGGGUCGUGUCGCUGAUGCCGAGUGGGGUGGUCGCCGCUUUGUGCUGCUGGUCGGCCUGGUGGGCACAGCUGUCUCGUGCUUGGGUGUUGCCUUUUCUACCUCAUUUGCUCAAGCGGUCUUCUGGCGCUCUUUUGGCGGUGCUAUCAACGGCACUGUUGGUAUCAUCCGAACUAUGAUUGCGGAGAAUGUCAAGGAGAAGAAGUAUCAUUCGCGCGCCUUCUUGAUUCUACCUAUUGGAUUCAAUGUCGCUUCGCUGUUUGGUCCCGUGAUGGGUGGUAUGUUUGCCGACCCCGUCAAGAGCUACCCGCGCUUGUUUGGCCCCAAUUCUUCCUUUGGUGGCGAGAAUGGUGUGCAGUGGUUGGAAAAGUACCCCUACGCUCUGCCCAUGUUGGCCAAUUUCUUCUUCCUCUCGAGCUGCGCCUGCUUGGUUGGCUAUGGCCUGGAGGAGACCCUGUUGGCCUGCAAGGGCAAGCCCGGUCUGGGCGCAUUCAUCAUGAAGUUUUUCGCUCGCAGUGUGCGUGGCGUGGUGGGAACAUCUUCGCCAAUCUACUCGAAACUGCCAUUUCGCGACUACGACGAGGGUGGUCCCCUCAUGGGCCAAGCUAUGGACCGCUCCGAGAGCUACGAGUUGGAGGAGAAAGCCAGACCCAUGCAUGUCAAACGGGUCCUGCCCUUUGGCCGGAUCUGGACCAAGAACGUAUGGUGCACGCUGCUCGCUCAGGCCUUUUUCGACUUCCAGAUGGGCGCCUUCAACAACCUGUGGCUGCUUUUCCUGUCUACUCCCCGUUACGAUGCCAAUGACCCCGCCGCCCCAGCUCAAAGUCUCCCAUUCAGCUUCACUGGUGGACUUGGCAUGCUUCCGCAGAGUGUUGGUUUCGCGACCGCCAUCCUAGGUGUUAUUGGCAUGUUGCUCCAGUUCACCAUCUACCCUUCGAUCAAUGGACGCUUGGGUACAGCUAAAAGUUACCAAUAUUUCCUCUCCCUCUUUCCCUUGGCAUACGCCCUGGCCCCAUACAUCUCGCUGGCCCCAUCCACUAUCCCGCCCCCGGGCCAAGCCAAUGGCCCCUGGGUUUGGCUUUGGAUUAUUUUCGUCCUGUUCCUUCAAGUCACCGCUCGAACCUUCACCUUGCCGACCUCUAUCAUUCUCCUGAACAACUGCUCGCCGCAUCCAUCCGUUCUCGGUACCAUCCACGGCAUUGGCCAGUCAGUGUCAUCCGCCUUCCGAACCAUCGGCCCCAUUUUCUCAGGCGCAUGGUACGGUUACGGCUUGGAAAUCGGCAUGGUUGGCUUCGCCUGGUGGCUGGUGGCCCUAGUUUCGAUCUUCGGCUGCGCAGCAGCUGUCUUUGUUUAUGAGGGCUCCGGUCAUGAGAUUCUUCUUCCUGGUGAGGAAGAUGAUUUCCAAGAGCACUGA
Molecule: messenger RNA, 1980 nt
Organism: Penicillium manginii
Lineage: Eukaryota; Fungi; Ascomycota; Eurotiomycetes; Eurotiales; Aspergillaceae
Product: putative MFS transporter
Exons: 2
Coding region: 1-1980 (659 amino acids)
Biological process (GO): transmembrane transport
Molecular function (GO): transmembrane transporter activity
Source: RefSeq, a predicted model, not a curated record